This is a messenger RNA of Lampris incognitus (smalleye Pacific opah), 1991 nucleotides long. RefSeq names its product origin recognition complex, subunit 5 (gene orc5). NCBI's taxonomy places the organism in Eukaryota, Metazoa, Chordata, Actinopteri, Lampriformes, Lampridae. The coding region runs from base 154 to 1491 and encodes 445 amino acids. Gene Ontology annotation, biological process: DNA replication; DNA replication initiation. Gene Ontology annotation, molecular function: DNA replication origin binding. Gene Ontology annotation, cellular component: nucleus; nuclear origin of replication recognition complex. The record is from RefSeq and is a predicted model, not a curated record. The transcript has 14 exons.
UUUCCUCGUUGUUUAACCGGUUGAUCGGUCGGUCAGUGCUUGCUUACUCACUAUGCAUUUUGUGAUGACGCCGGUUUGAUCCUUUUUACCCGCACGACAUUUCCUUCGGAAGACUAAAACAUCUUUUUUUGGGGCGGGAGUGAAGAUAUCAGAAUGACGGCACCUCUUCAGCAUCCAGGUUACGAUGAAGAGAAGUUGCUCCGUGUGGCAGAGAAGUUGCCCUGUAGAGAAGUCCAGGCCAGGACGCUUCUCUCGUUGAUGGGAGAGCCCCAUCAGAAUUGCUAUCCCUCUAUUUUCAUCUAUGGUCAUCGUGCCACAGGGAAGAGCUAUGUGGUACACACCAUGUUAAAGGAAUUGGAGCUGCCGCAUGCCAUAAUCAGUUGUGUGGAAUGUAUCUCGGUGGCACUGCUAUUUGAGCAAGUGCUGCUUUCCCUCUUUGGCACUGAGGCUGCAGGCCUACUUCCCCGCAGCCCCUCUCUGUCUGACUUUGUACGCAUCUACAGGCAACUGUGUUCCCGGUCCCCUGCCAAGCAGACACGAUACAUUGUAAUUGAAAAGGCUGAGCUUCUGAGAGAAAUGGAUUCCAACCUUCUCCCUGCCCUUCUGCGUCUUCAGGAAUUGGCUGAGGACAAUGUGUCGGUGAUCUUACUGAGUGAAAUCGUCUGGGACAAGUUCAGGCCCAACACUGGCUGUUUUGAGCCCCUUCUGAUCCACUUCCCUGACUACAGUAAAGAUGAGUUGCAGCAGAUCUUGUCUGAGGAUAGCCAUCCAUCGUACUCUGCAGAUCUCUACUCUGACUACAUCAACAUCCUACUGGGGGUCUUCUACUCUGUCUGCCGAGACCUCCGGGAGCUUCGCCACCUGGCUGCCCUUAACUUCUCAAAGUUCUGUGAGCCCUUGGAGGAAGGAAAAGCGAAGGAGAAGGAUGUGCACAAGCUGUGGAGAAACAUCGAGCCCCAUUUGAAAAAAGCCAUGCAGACAGUGUACCUUCGAGAGGUGUCCAGCGUUCAAUGGGAGCAGCUGCAGCAAAUGGAGGAGAAGGAAGCUGGAGCCAUCAGAGGGUUAUCUGCAUAUUCUCAUGUGGAGCUCCCGUAUUACUCCAAAUUCCUGUUGAUCGCAUCUUACCUGGCAUCCUACAACCCUGCCCGCACAGACAGACGCUUCUUUCUCAAGCACCACGGUAAAAUAAAGAAAACCAGCUUCUUGAAGAAACAUGAAAAGACCAGUAACCACCUGCUGGGACCCAAACCCUUCCCCUUGGACCGUCUGCUGGCUAUUUUCUACUGUGUGGUGGACAGUAGGGUGGCCCCCACUGCCAGCAUCUUCUCCCAGAUCUCCUCCCUGGUGACUCUCCAGUUCUUGACUCGAGUCGGUCAUGAUGACCAGCUGGAUUCCCCCAAAUACAAAUGUACUGUCACUCUGGACUUCAUCCAGGCCAUAUCCAGAACUGUAAAAUUUGACGUUGUGAAGUACCUGUAUGACUUCCUAUAAAGACUGCAGAGGACAAAGGAGAAAUGACACAAAAAGAGCAAAGCCAGAAGCUCAUCCUAUGGACUGUUGUACAGCCGGCUGUAAUGCUGAUGGAUUCCAUUCGUGUUGCUCCCCCCUUGUGGCCGACCAGUGACACGGUUUUUCCUGAGAUGACUCGUCACCUCAAAAUGUAGGAUUUUAUAUGGAAGGAUCUUUUUCAUGAAAAACUGAAUAGCGUGCUGCAGAGGUCCAUUUAUAUUAAAACUGUGAUUACCAUCCAUGUUAAAGUUUAGCUCCUGUAACAAUAAACUGCAUAUUGGCAGUAUAAGAUAACAUGGUUUUAGGAUUAUUGUAAGGCUUUGCUAUGGUUGCUUCAUAUCCAUUGACAAUGGUUAAACCCUAAUGUAUCUGGUGGGUCUCAUUUCCAGUCUUAAUAUGUCUCCAGAUAUGAAGACAGUCAGGAUACCGUUAAUGUAUUGGCUGCAUUGGUCUGGUGUUGAUGCAUUUUACAAUUGUCUCUG